This is a messenger RNA of Prunus armeniaca (apricot), 315 nucleotides long. NCBI's taxonomy places the organism in Eukaryota, Viridiplantae, Streptophyta, Magnoliopsida, Rosales, Rosaceae. The record is from the annotation of a GenBank genome assembly.
AUGUCUUCACCCUCAACUUCAUCAUCUUCUUCAUCCCAAGAUGGAAACCACAGUGCCAAUGCAGCUGGCCCUAGCAAUGUACCAAGAAGUGGUGAUUUUGAAGGCCCAUCCUCAUCCAGACGACGUGCCGUAAACGAGGUCUGGCCUGAGCCUUUUGUGGAAGCCCUCGCUACCCAAGUUGCCAUUGAUGCCUCUCGCUCCAUGGGAAGGCUUGCUGCAGCUCCUGCUCUUGCCAAUGUGUUUCAGGUCCGUUUUCUAAUCAAAUUGAAUAAUCAUAACUCUACUCAAACUCAUGUUAUUCCUCUGCUUAAUUAA